Messenger RNA from Nematolebias whitei (Rio pearlfish), 3375 nucleotides. Its product is annotated as aryl hydrocarbon receptor. Gene Ontology annotation, cellular component: nucleus; aryl hydrocarbon receptor complex. The record is from RefSeq and is a predicted model, not a curated record. Bases 239 to 3028 code for a protein of 929 amino acids. Gene Ontology annotation, biological process: regulation of transcription by RNA polymerase II. Gene Ontology annotation, molecular function: protein dimerization activity; nuclear receptor activity; transcription cis-regulatory region binding. The transcript has 11 exons. Lineage: Eukaryota; Metazoa; Chordata; Actinopteri; Cyprinodontiformes; Rivulidae.
GCGUGUGUGUUGUAAUAAUAAGGCGGCGUCGUCUAUCCAGAGAGAAGGGGCUGGACCUGGACCUGGACCCACUCUGGUCCUCCACAGUUCUGAUCCUCCGCUGGACUUCGGGAGUCUGGACCCGCAUCACCACCAAGGUCAGGCCGACUCUAGCGGACCCGGGGAGCCGCAGAGCCCGGCAGCCGUCCAGCAGGUCCCCGGCGGCAGGGAGGCAAGUUGGACCGAACUGAGCGGCACCAUGUAUAACAACCCGGGAACCUACGCCAACAAGAAGAGGAAGAAGCCCGUCCUCAAGCAAAAGAAGAUCUCCAGCAGCAAUGAAGUCGUCAAGUCCAACCCGUCGAAGCGCCACCGGGAUCGGCUGAACGGGGAGCUGGACCGGCUGAUGGACCUGCUGCCCUUCCCCGAGGACGUGCGCUCCCGGCUGGACAAGCUGUCCGUCCUGCGCCUCAGCGCGGGGUACCUGCGGGUCAAAAGCUUCUUUAAAGCGACCAUGAAGAACCACAACGGCAGCCGUCUGCCUCUGGGAGGGAACGGCCAGAACCUGGACACUGCCGGCUUUUCUGAAGGAGACCUGCUGCUCCAGGCCCUGAACGGGUUUGUGUUGGUGGUUACCUCUGAAGGUUUGGUGUUCUACGUCUCGCCGACCGUCCAGGACUACUUGGGCUUCCAUCAGUCGGAUGUGAUCCACCAGAGCGUGUUGGAGCUGAUCCACACCGACGACCGAGCCCUGUUCAGAGAGCAGCUCCACUUUGCUCUCAACCCUCAGCCGGUUCCUCUGGAUGCAGAACUUUCACAGAGCUGUGGAAGUGCUGUGACCUACAGCCCUGAGCAGCUUCCUCCGGACAACUCGUCUUUUCUGGAGCGGAGCUUCGUUUGUCGCCUUCGCUGCCUCCUGGAUAACUCCUCUGGAUUCCUGGCUCUGAAGUUCCAGGGGCGACUGAAGUACCUCCAUGGCCAGAGUCCUUCGAGGGACAACGGAGCGUCUGGCAGGGUCCAGCUGGCUCUGUUUGCCGUGGCGGUGCCCGUCCAGCCUCCGUCCAUCGUGGAGAUCAGAGCCAAGCUGCUCCUCUUCCAAACCAAACACAAGCUGGACUUCACCCCGCUGGGCGUCAACGACAGGGGGAAGAUCAUUCUGGGUUACUCAGAGACCGAGUUGUGCAUGAAGGGCUCCGGAUACCAGUUCAUCCACGCUGCUGAUAUGAUGUACUGCGCCGACAACCACAUCCGCAUGAUUAAGACGGGAGAGAGCGGUCUGACAGUGUUCCGGCUCCUCAGCAAGUCCAACGGCUGGGUGUGGGUGAAGGCCAACGCCAAGCUGAUCUACAAAGACAGACGGCCUGAAUUCAUCAUAGCAUAUCAGAAAGCUAUAUCAAAUGCUGAAGGGGAGGAGUACCUGCGUCAGCGGAGGCUGCAACUGCCCUUCAGCUGCUCCACAGGGGAAGCCAUCCUCUACAACUCGGGCCCCACCGUGGACGUCUCCCAGUUCCAGUUCAACAAAAUGUUCGGCAGCAAAGACCCAAAGAAGGAUGGGGCCCCCAGCUCUUUGUUGGACUGCUUCCUGAGACAGGAUGAAACCAUCUACACCCAGAAGACUGAUUCCCCACUAUCUAUGGACCAGUUGGAUCCCCCCCUACCCGUUGACCAGGUGUUCAUGGACAGCCGUGCCCUAGUCAGUUUUUCCAGUAACGUAUGGCAGGAGCAUGAUGCGGCAGCCCCCACAGGUGUGAUGUUGAAGGAGGAGGCCAAGCAGUCGGUGAUGGCUGUGAUCGAUAGCUUGGAGAAAUUGACCAAAAGUGGAGACUUUGAAACGGUUCUGCAGCACCUGGAGGUGGAUGAUGCAGAGCUGAGAGAGUGGGACAACUGCCUGAAGAGAUUCCACCAGGAGGAGGAGCCACAGCGGAGCUUGGAGUCAGAGCUGGACGACGUCAUCACUGACGACAUCAUUGACUUCAUUGACUCUGUGUUCAAGGAGAAAGAGGAGCAGUGUCUCCAGAUGUCCAGCUGUCUGACUGAGGUUGGCUUCUCCACCCCUGGACUCUGUGAGCCGCAGAUGUUCCAGACUCAUGAUGGCACUUACUCUCCUGUCAACAGUGGCAACGCUAACAGAGAAGGUCCAGUGAUUGGAGGGCAAAGCUUGGUAGGGUCUGUUCAGAUGUUCAGUGCGAACCAGAACCACUCCCACCAGAGCUCCCUGAUCCCUUCGGCUGACGGCAUCUUGCCGCCUCUUCAGCAGCUGCAGCUUCAGGACAUUUUCAGCCCGUCUAUUGAGCUCCCAGAGCUUACUGUUCCUAAAACCUCCACUAAUGAUAAUCUCCCAGUCCUUCAGUCCUGUUGGCAGGCAUCGGUCAGGCCCACCAGCUACUUUCAAGGCAGUUCUGUUCUGGUCCAGCAGCCAAACCAGCUUCUAUUGCAUCACAACAGUCAACAGAGCCCUGCAAUGACAGGGGCCAGUCAGUUUCUCCAGAGUUCUGCUCCAAAACCCAGUGCAGCCAACGUUCUGCCUGCCCUGGUUCCUUGUAGCCAAUUCAGUGCCUCGCACAUUAUGCCUGUUGGCCACCGUGCACCGUGUUUUCAAAGGCCCGGGGCAUUAGAAAAACACAACGGCCCUCAGCUUUGCUCCCCCAGUCAGCUAGAGCUGCCAUAUGUCGGCACAGUGCCGAAUGGACAUGAGACCAUUCCCGCAUUCCAGAGCCAAAAUCCACACAACCAAACGUUCCCAAGUCCUGAACAUUGGCCAGGAAAUGUAAGACUGAACCAGAAUGAGCAGGGGCGCCCGGCAGCCCCUCACAGCAGCUGCAUGUUUGAGCAGCAGUUCUCUUCUGACCCAACAGGUGAAGACAACCUGUCUCCUCCACGUGUCAGCAUGGGCCAGUAUCCUCCUCAGAGCUCCUAUUACUUCCAGUGGAGCCACCAACAAGGAGAACACCAGCAUCCACCAUCUGACUGCACCCAGCAUGGCCUCAGCAGCACACACGCACAACAUCCAACACAACCUGGACAGCAACACACAGACACAGCAGAGUGAUGGAGUUUCUGCUCAGCGCUCCAGAGUGUUUGUCGAUCCUCCUCUGACGGAGCAGGACGGCGGGGACACGUCCACUGCAGGACAACACAACCGCAGUAACUUGAGCUGCUCCAGAGCUUCUCCGUGUAUCAGCUGUCCUCCAGCUGUUGGUCCACAUGAAUAAGAUGAAGUAUGAAUUCACACGUGCAGUUGUAGGAGUCAGCUGGACAACCAAAGAUGCUUUUAUAAGGGAAACUGAUUCAUUCUUAGCAGGCUCCAACAAACUGAACCGUAUAUUUGUUCUUUUUUAACGCAAGCACUAAGUCUUUGUAAAAGAAUUUGUAAUCUGUGUUGAAACACGUCAACAG